Molecule: messenger RNA, 3975 nt
Organism: Didymodactylos carnosus
Lineage: Eukaryota; Metazoa; Rotifera; Eurotatoria; Philodinida; Philodinidae
Source: the annotation of a GenBank genome assembly
AUGGAGCAAAAUAAUGACGCCCCGAAAAGUGACGAUAUUUGCAAUGAGCCAUUCGUACCACAGGUACCAGCAUCAAAUGAAAAUUCUAAUACGUUAGUUGCAGUUUACUUGCCUCAAUGGCAUCCAAGCCAGUCACAAUUACCACAAGAUCGAAGUAUCACGCAUCUAUUUGAACAAGUAUAUAAUAGUAUACUGUCACAGUGGAGCUGUUAUCGUUCAGAAUUGCCAGUAGAGGAAAUAAAGAAUGAACAUGAAUACAUUGUAGACGAGCCAAUAACUCCCGUAACACAAACAUCAACGCCAUCAUUGUCAUCAAUCAGACGAAGAGAUGUUGAUUUUCGUUCAAAUUUAAAUGAAACUAUUCGUUAUUACAGUGCUGAUCGUUCAAGACGUGCGUCGCAUCCAUUACCAGGAAACUCUGAAAGAUCAAGAUCAUACGAAUCACGACUAUUUAAUACUCAACAUGCUUCCAGAGUACAAAUAAUGGACAAAAGUCGAAAAUUAACGACGCCAGUUAUUUUACCAACAUCUUUAAUUACCAGUUAUGAGAAUCUAAAAUCAGUCAACAAUGAGCUAUGUAAUUCGUCGUUUUCAUCCGCAUGUUCAUCCGAAUCACAAUAUUAUUCAAUGUCGACAACAGCAAUCAUACAAGAUCAAACUCGAGAUCUUAAUCCUUUGCCAAGUACGCUACUACAAGAGCAACUUUCACGUGAUAAUAAAAAUUCUCAAUCCAGUGAUAAAACCACGCAAACAUCAUUUUUGCCAGUUCAUCGAAAACGAACAAUUAACACAUCAAGUCAAAUAUCUCGAGCAACAUCAUUUGAUACGAUUGAUCAGUCUGAAAAUAGUGACAAAUGGAUUCACACAACGUUGCAAAAUUCGUGGAAUUUACUGAAAACACAACAAGAAACUGAUGAUGGCUACUCUACAAAAAAAGUAGCCGAUGUACAAUUAGUUCAAGAAGAACCACAAAAAAUUGUUAAAGUUGAAAGAAAUCUUCUUACAGAUGAAGUUAACAAUUGGGAUCAACCAACACCACCACAAGAAAAAGUCGGAUUUUAUGUUUCAAAUGAAAAAAAUAUUUUAUUUUCAAAUUUUAUCAAUGUUAAUUUUAAUAAUAAUUGUGAAAAUUCAAUGAAUAUAUUUGAUAUUGAUGAUAGAAACGAACAACAAACUUCGAAUAUAUUUUCAGUAAACGACGAAGAUAAAUCAUCAGUUAUGACAUUGACUGAUACAAGUUUAACAUCCGAAUCAUCAUCUUCUUUUGCUCCUAGUUUAACAUCCAUAAAAUCAGCAACAGUUAAAAACACUAAUAAUAAUACAGAGGAGUAUUUUGAACGUUUAACAAAAAGUAUCGAACCUUCAUUGAAAAAAAGUGUACUAACUAACAAUAUUAAUAAGAAUAAAACAUCAGAAAAAUUAAUACCACCAUCUCUUUUUGCUUCUAAUUCAAAUUUUAGUGACACAAAUCGAAUGGAAUGUCACGAUUUGAAUGAUGAUGUAUUCACAACUCCAAUACCAAAACAGCAAGAAAAACGUGUUUCAUUUUCUCCUCAGAUCAUUAAACAAUCUCGUGAAAAUUAUGUUCGAUCUCCUUCAUUGCCUCCAACACCACCACCAUCCAUCUACCAUUCAAAUUUAAAUAGUCCCUUAUUCAAAUUAUGUACAUCAACAUCUUCUUCUAACAAAAAUCGUGCAGAAUUAUCAUUACCACCAAUAAUAAAAUCUGAAUUUAUCGGUCGAAAAUCAAUAAUUAUACCAAAAAAUCGACGACCCGAUUUUGUUAAAGUUCUCUCCGAUAAUUGUCAUUGUUCAAUAUGUUUAUAUUUUGAUCGUCGACAAUUAAAAACAAAUAUUAAUUUGGAAAAUGCACUCUAUCAAUUUUUGGAAAGUAAAGAUAUUGCAACAACAAUUAUUACCUAUAUAAAAUCACAAGAUUAUAAAAUACAGUCGACAAAUUUAACAUUUGAUAUUGAUAUCAAUUUAUUAAAAGAAUUACGAAUGCCAAAAGGUUUUUUAGAAUGGUUUUAUACUAUACCAAAAUUUUCGCGAGCAUUAUUAUCAUUGGUUAAAAAUAUCAAUGAAUUUUAUCGGCAUUGUCCACUCCUAUUAUCUUAUGUAUUUAUUAUUGAAUUUGCAAUUUUUAAACCGAUAUGUUUAUUAUUUUAUUAUGUUAAUUGGUUUUUGAAAUUAGAUAUGGAUAAACGAUUUCAAUUAACAUUAGGUAUACCAUCUUAUUUUAAAAAGAAGCCGAACGAUGAUGAUGAAGAAUCAGAUGUAUCCGAAACGGAAUUAUUUUUUAUUAAAUGGCAUUGGGCUAAAGUUCCCAUAUUAUUUGAAGAUUAUUAUUCAAAUUCACCAACGACAGCCUACUAUGAGACAGAUGAGUAUCACAAUUUGAAAUUAUUAUUUCAAUCACAUGAAGAUAAUUUUCAAAAUAAUACUGACGUUAGUAAAAUUGAAUUUGACGAUCUCUUUGAAGAUUAUAAAAUACUGUAUUCAAUUGAACAUGUCAAAGCGUAUUUGACAAAUGUACACAGUACAACUAUAACAUUUAAUGAACAAAAUAAUCGAAUACCAACUUUUAUUGAAACAAAUGAUAAUGAAAAUAACUAUAAUUAUCAUCAUCAAUUAUAUGAUUAUGAUGAAAGAAAAUGUUUACAACAUAAUCGUAAACCGUUAAAAUUAUUCAAUUGUUUAACACAUUUAUUAGAAAAUAUUUAUGGUUAUUAUCAUCGUAAAACAUUUCAAAUAAAACAGUAUGAACAAAUGGCAUCAAUAGUUAAACAAUCAUCUGAAUAUUCUAGAAGAAACAGAAAGAACGAUAAUAAUUAUGAUAAUAUUCGAACAACACAUGAAAUGAAAAGAAAUCACGUUUUGAAAGAUAGUUCGACAAGUCCAAUACAGUUGCGUGAUAAUAAUCUCGAUAAAGAAUCGGUAGCUAAAAAUGAAGUAACUAAACCAUAUCAUUAUUUUUAUCAUAAUCAUCUUCCAUCAAAUGAUUCAUGUUCGUUAACACGCGAUGAUGAGGAAGUACAAUUGUCAAAAUUACCACCACCAUUAAUUCCACCAGUAGAUGUAAACGACAGCGUAUCAGUCAAAACCCAACCGAAUAAAAAACCAUAUUUGUUUAAUUCUGGAAUAUUUGAGUUUCAUAAUAAUAAUCAACCCAACAGAGCCAAUAUAACAUUACCAAAUGGUGUUGAUUCAGUUAAACAGCAACAACAAUCACAGGAAAACGCUAGUAGUUUAACUGUUGGUGAUGGUGUCAAGAACAGUACGUCGUUACUGUUCGAAAAAUUGCCUAGUUCAAUAACUACUAAUGAGAAAGAUAAAAAAACAUCGUCCUUACCACUACCACCGCCACCACCACCGCCACCGCCACCGCUGGCACCACUACUACUGAAAAGUCAAAAUAGUAAAAUAAAACAACAGCACAAUAUUUUUGAAACACCGAUCAGACAGUUAAAUCCUGUUGUUGAUGAUAACGUUAUUAAUUACAUUACACCACAAUCGAUUGUUCGGCAUUCAUCAUUGAGUAAAGAUAAGAUUCCAUAUAACCAUGAUGAACAAAUGAAUAAUAUGAAUAAAGAUGAGGAAACUAAAUUCCACACACGUGUAUCAUCACUAACAGUCGAUGAGCGAAAAUGUAGUCGGGAAAAAUCGUAUAUAAUCAGAAAGAAAGAUAAUACUGAAGAUGAUCAACAACGGCAAACAUAUUUAUCGCCAUCAUCGUCUAAUGACGAUAAAUUCAUUAUCAAACAUUGUAUUUAUGAUAGUAGUAGUGAACUUUCAUCCAGCGAAAGUGGAGGUGUUCAAAAUUUUACAACAGAAGCGUUGAACGAAUGUUGCAUAAUAAAUGAGAAAAUUGAAUUGAAUAUGAGUGAGUGUACUUAUUAUUUCAGCUUUCCAGAAUUUAGUCUCAUUCUUUUAUGGUCUCAAUAUCUCUCAGUAGUUUUUGUCACAGAACAUUAA